AUGGCAAACUUGAUUAACUAUCUACGUCUGCUGGCUUUCACCGCUUCGCUGAGCUAUGGUUAUUGCCGCUUGAACAGAGACAUUAACUACUUUGAGGCACUGGAUUAUGAGCCGAUGUAUAAACAGUUUGGGCGACGUAUGGAUGAAAGGUCAAUGGACGAAGCGUUGUUUAUCAAAUUUAAAGCAUUUGGGAGAACUUUCAAGCUUAUUUUAAGUAAAGAUACUUCUUCUGUUGCUUCUGAUAUAGAAAAAAUGGCCAGUUACAACAGAAGAGUUUAUUUGUAUCCAAAUUCCGUGGUUGCUGGGAAGAUAGCAGAUGGAAACAUAUCUAAAAUACGUGGCUGGAUUACUGGCAGUGGAUUAUUUUAUGGGACAUUAGAAUCCGAGAAUGUCACUUUCUACAUUGAACCGGCUGAAAAGUACUUUAGGAAACCAACGUUUCAUUCUGUAGUCUACCGACGUCAAGAUGGGGAGUAUAGUUUGAAAGAUAUUCAACAUAGGUUCGGGUUAGAUUUGACAAAAAACGGAAGCAGAAAACGCGCGCGUCACCGAGGCAAGCGACGUGCCUCAACGGAUCCCAGUAUCAAAAUUAAAAUUUGCCGUUUGUCGCUUGAGGCCGACUACACAUUUCUCAAAAUGUCGGGCAGCCCUUUACGCGCCAUCUCAACCAUGGUUAAUCACAUAGGAGCGCUCAAUAAGAUAUUUCGUAAAUCUUUUGUCAACAGUGAUAGACUAGUUAAUGAGAGUAUAUUUACACUUCGAGGUAACGACAGCGUUCUCACGUUUCAAAUUGCAAAGGUCAGAGUUUACAACGAGACGGAAACAUCGCGUGUGUUGGGAGCCGGCCGUUUAGACGCGGCAACAUUUCUUCGUGUUAUGCAACAGAGCCAGGAUUACUCGCAGUAUUGUCUCGCUCUCUUUUUCACCGCGGGCAGUUUUAUUGAGGGGGUUUUAGGUGUGGCCUAUCCAGGAGGGCUGUGUACCAACUUGAAUGUGGGCGUGGUCUCAUUCACACGCGAGGGCGUGGACUUACCACCGCAGGUCACAGAGAUUGCUGUCGCUCAUGUCGUUGGGCAUGCAUUGGGGGCCAAGGUACGAGCCGUGUUCUUGUUGCUUGUUUUGUAAUUUUGUUUACUUGACAUAUUUUAUGUUUUUGUUUACCAGUUUGUUUGUUUACUAGUUUGUUUGCUUAAUAUUAGAGGUACAGUUCAACAUCAAGCCUUUGCCUUCUAUUUUGUGGCUUUGAUAUCUUGACAGACUAUGGUCAAACCAGAGAUUCGAGUACAUUCCUGUGUAAAAAUUAACCAUAGCGGUUACGAAUUUCGGAGAGGUUGAGAUUGGACUACCGUUAUCAUUAACCAAUCAGAUGCGUUUAUCUAUUCGAUUAACCAAUCAGAUGCGUUUAGUUUAUUCGAUUAACCAAUCAGAUGCGUUUAUCUAUUCGAUUAACCAAUCAGAUGCGUUUAUUUAUUCGAUUAACCAAUCAGAUGCGUUUAUCUAUUCGAUUAACCAAUCAGAUGCGUUUAUCUAUUCGAUUAACCAAUCAGAUGCGUUUAUCUAUUCGAUUAACCAAUCAGAUGCGUUUAUCUAUUCGAUUAACUAAUCGCAUGCGUACUGAGCCAGUACGAGGUAGUAACGGUCGCCGUAGUGGAUGUGACAUCUGAACCCGUUCUUCCUCUUGUUCCAUUUAGCACGAUGAAGACAACUGCCAACCAAGUGUUAGUAAAGAUGGCGAUUUCAUCAUGACGAGAUUCGGCCUCGAUGCGGACCAACCAAACAAUUUCUUAUACUCACCAUGCAGCGUCCAACAAAUAAAAUCCUCCGUGAACACAGUACAGGACAUGCAUUGCUUGGAACGACACCCUCCUGAGGAACGUUUAUGUGGAAAUGGCGUGGUUGAAAAUGGCGAAGAGUGCGAUUGUGGUGGGGAACAGAUGUGCAGAGUUCUGGAACCUGGGAACUGCUGUGACUUCAGAUCAUGCAAGUUGAGCGCACACGCUGCUUGCAGUGUCUCUAAUGGUACACAUUUCAUUGUUUCAAAUGACGCGGUUAGCGCAUGUACCUUUCAACUGUACGAAAUUAUUUUAGUUUAGGUUUCCUCUAGCCUCCUGCGCAGACGUUGUUACCUCGGCCACUAACCACGUCUGCGCAGGAGGCUAGGUUUCCUCCUGUAGUUAACACUGGAUUAAUAAGAGAUGAUCCUUACUGGACCUCUAGGAAGAACAGUUUAGAACUGAUAGAGCUAUCCAGUACAAAUAAAUUUAGAUUAGGUGGAUUGCAUUUUCUAAACAAUAUUGCCGACACUCUUAAUAUUCGCUCGUAUUAUAAUAUAAACUAACAUUACAUUUUCACCCAGGAUUCUGUUGCGAUAGUAAGACGUGUAGCUACAAGAGUACUGGAGACGUUUGUUCGCCUGAAACAGAAUGUUCAGAUGAGGCUGUGUGCACUGGUAAUACUUCAAUUUGUCCUCAGCCAUCACACAAAGAGAACUUCCUGGAAUGCAACAGGAACACAAGCGUCUGUAUGAAAGGUGUUUGCAGUGGGAAAAAUGUUUGUGGAAAGUUUGGCUUGGAGUCUUGUUUUUGUGAGAACAAGCUAGACGAGUGUAAAGUUUGUUGUGUAAGCGAAGACAAGUGUUGGCCUGCAGAGGAUAUUACAAAGGUAUUGGCUGUGGGUUUUAUUCUUUUAUGGUGAGGAUGAGGUAUGGUGUAGUUUGGUGGAGUGUGUUGUAUGAUGGCCAUGGUAUUGUAUGGUUUUGUGUGGUGUGGUGUAUGGUGAAGUAUGAUAGUGGAGUAUGGCGUGGUAUGGUAUGGUAUGGUGAAGUAUGGCAGUGGAGUAUGGUAUGGUAUGUACUAUUUAAAGCACGCGUAGGAGUGUUUUAUCAGAUAUAAAACGCGAGGCGCAGCCGAGCGUUUUAUAUCUGAUAAAACACGACUACAAGUGCUUUAAAUGGCUUAAAAAACGACUCAUCUUAUAUGAGUUCAUUGGCGAAGUAAUUUUUAAAAUAAACUUUGUCUAAACCGAGAAAAUCAAAGCUAAAGUUUAUGUAAAUUAACAUGAUUUUUUAUCACAUAUAAAGAUACGACACGCUUGUGAUUUUUCUUUGUGUUUUCCUCCUGAAUUAUUAAUGAGUUUUUUAAGGUAUGGUAAAGUAUGGUAGUGGAGCAUGGCGUGGUAUGGUAUGGUAGUGAAGUAUGGCGUGGUAUAUGUGGUAUGGUGUGGUAUGUGAUAUGGCAUAAUUUUAGCAGCUUAGUGUGCCAUGAUGUGUUAAGGCUUAUUGACUUAUCUUCUAUGGAUGUUUUAGAUCAAAUUAAAACUCAAAUCAGUACACCUGAGUGCAGGAUCGUUGUGUGCAAACAGAAAAGGAUAUUGUGACAUGUUUCACGAGUGUCACCCAAUAAAUCUGAAUGCCCCGUUUUCCCAUCGCUAUGAUCCGUAUUUCAGGAAGAAAGGUAAACCUAAGUUACCUCACAUUGAAAAAUACUACUUUCCAAUUUUUUUUGACCAAGUUUUAAAUCACCCAUCCUCACUCUUUCCACCUAUAACAUGUUUCGCUCCCUUCCCUAGGUAUGAAAGAAAUAACGCAUUCAUUUUGGUGGGCAAUAUUUCUUGGAACAGUAGGUCUAAUAGCACUUGUAGUUAUGAUAAUCAAACAUGGCGCUCUGUAUACAAAAAGCAGUUGUCCAGAGUUGAACGAGCGUGAACCAGCUAAAGAAUUGCCCAGGUUUAAACUGUCACGUUUAAAAGAGGAGGAAAAAGGGAUCAUACGUAGUGACGAUAUCGUUGCUUAAUAUUUAGAAACGCUUGGAAAGGCUGCUCUUCAGGUCUGCCCAAAUCAGGGACGGUCUCUGCAACAUAUGAGAUUCAUUGUCUCGAUUUGUAGCGGAAACGGAUGAUCCCAGAUAUCUAUGGCCUAGACCAUAGCCUAUCGAAGGGAAGAUGGCUGUGAAACUCGUUAGAAUAACAAUAUAACUCAUUAUCUAUGUUGGUCAACGUUUAUUCAUAAAUCUGAUCCUUCACCGUCACGUGUGUAUUGUAUUCUUGCCCAACUAACCAAUAGCAAUGUUUUAGGAAAGUCACCUAUCCGUGACUCGAACAAUAAGGAAACUGGAAAUUGCUAUUGGUGGAUUUGGCAAAAAUACAAUACACACGUGACGGUGAAACGACCCGAUUUAUGAAUAAACGUUGGCUAACUUAGAUAAUGAGUUAUAUUGUUAUUCUAAUGAGUUUCACAGUCAUCUCCCCUUCGAUAUGCUAUGCCUAGACCUAGGGCCUUCUGACCGAACGAAAGGGCGACAGCGAGAUAUAGGCAGCGUUCCACGUGACGUCAUUGAAGUUGAUUUACCUGCAAAUCAAGUGCCGCCUGCCGAGUAAAGGCCCUAGGUCCUAGACUGUGAUGAUCCGUUUGGACGAACUUGGGCAAAGACAGUCGGAUCAUCCGUCAAGAUUCAUCAUCCCUUUUAGGCUAAACACAAGUGGCAAAGCCAAUUAGCCUUUGUCACGAAGGCCAAAUUCGCCAUUUUUGGGGUACUUUUUUUUAUAAAGACGUGAAAAAUCUAAGCGAUGUGAAAACAUUUUUUCAAAUAUUCAACUGGAAAUUAACUUAAGUUCUUUGUAUGUUUGCAUGGCGAUAAAAUAUAAUAGUUUUGUUUGUGGAAACACCACGUAAAUAGAUAAAUGCAGUAAUAAAUUUACGUGGUGUUUCCACAAACAAAACUAUUAUAUUGUAAAUUAACUUAUAAUGAUUUUGCUCACAAUUAUAGUUAUACAAAUCCCUUAUUCACUGGCUCACUGCGUACGGUAAUUGCUAGAUAGUAUACUUCAAAAUAAGGUUUCCGUUUUUAUAACGUAGAAAAAACCAUCCGAACGCAAAACUAAACCCUAACCCUAAUACUAACCUUAACCCUAACCCUAACCCCAACCCUAAACUAACCAUAACCCUAACCCUAACCUAACCCUAACUUAUUUAAAAAAUUGAUAUAAAACGGAAACCUUAUUUUGAAGUAUACUAUCUAGCAAUUUCCCACUGCGCACAGUCUCAGAUUUGGAAAACGCAGUACGCCAAAAGUGGCGGCGUGAGAAAGGCUAAUUAAACAGCGUGAUAUAUGCUGGCAAUGGUUGUUGUCAUUGUCUGAUAUUUUGGGUGUGGAGCGCAGGCAGCAAAUAAUUAGGGAAGCUAGUGCCAGCCUGUGUUGCAAGGCUGAAAUGUGACAGAAAAAGGCAUUCCUUCAACAAUGCCUGGUUACAUGACGACCCGAAAUCGGACAAAUAUACGAAUGUCGGUUCAAAUCCACGUGUAUGGUAAUCUGUUUUACUGUUCAUUUAUUAAUUCUGACUUCUGAGUGUCUCAUUACUGCAUUUGACAGUUGAAGAGAAUAGAUCAUAAUUUGUCCGUGUAUUUGCAUCUUAUAUUAAAAACUGUCUGUUGCUAUGUCUGACUGUACCAGUCAAGCAAUAUAUGAGAAAAUUCGAG
Messenger RNA from Paramuricea clavata, 5473 nucleotides. The record is from the annotation of a GenBank genome assembly. NCBI's taxonomy places the organism in Eukaryota, Metazoa, Cnidaria, Anthozoa, Malacalcyonacea, Plexauridae.